Messenger RNA from Helicoverpa armigera (cotton bollworm), 8012 nucleotides. RefSeq names its product jing (gene jing). Gene Ontology annotation, biological process: regulation of transcription by RNA polymerase II. Gene Ontology annotation, cellular component: ESC/E(Z) complex. NCBI's taxonomy places the organism in Eukaryota, Metazoa, Arthropoda, Insecta, Lepidoptera, Noctuidae. The transcript is spliced from 6 exons. The coding region runs from base 15 to 3977 and encodes 1320 amino acids. The record is from RefSeq and is a predicted model, not a curated record.
GCCCGUGGCGUCUCAUGGAAACUCGCGACAAAACACUCGUGCGCUCAAAGAUGGCGGAUGGGUCGCCCGAGGACCGUGCCGGCCCGAAACAAAUGAACGAUUUAACUUUUUCCGCGCCCGAUAAAGGACUUGGUGACACAAAAAAGUGCAGUGGCGAAACAUUUGACGGCGAUAGUGUAAAGUUAUCGUUCUACAGGGAACUGGAAACGAGUGAAUCGUGUGAGAAAAGUGAUACGCGCGGCGUGGCCGCUAAUCGCGCCGCGGUCGUCGGUUCGUAUUCCCGAAAAUCGUCUGAUGCGAGCACCGUGGACGGCGACGAUAGGAAGAAGAGAUGUCUGGACAGAUACGACAGCUCCGAGUCUUCUGACAGUGGUGUGGCGGUGCAUAGUCCGACGGAGAGCGGUGGAUGCAGCGGUAGCGACAUCACCGAGCCGCGCUCGCCGCGCAGCCCCGAGUCGGCGUGCAGCACCGCAGAGGACAGCGCGGGCGCGCGCAUGCCGCCGUGGGCGUGCGACCCGGCGCCGCCGGCCCCGCGACGCCUCGCGGCACAACCCGCGCCCGUGCGCCGCUCGCAGCCACCCAUACAUCGCCGCAUCACCGAGUACUUCAACCACAAGAUGAAGCCUCAGAACGGCGUCAAGCGCGACACCGCGGCCAACGAUGACACCAAGAAAAAGUGCCUACCUAAAAAUGGGGUCACGCAUGACCUAGAGAAAUAUAUUUCUUAUUUGUCACAGACUCUUAGUCCUAAAGUAUUAAUGGACGUCGGAAAGCAAAAUGAAGUCGCUAACCGAAAGUCAACAAACACUACCAUGAACGGCGCUAUUGACGCCACGAAAGCGGCAGAUCUCAGCAAACCAACGCCGAAUGGUAAUUUUAAUGGUAUGAAUGAUUUCGGUAGACCGAAAGAGAUGAUAGCAAAAAAUCAUACGAAUAUGAAUGGUUUCUUGGAAAUCCGAAACGGAACCGAAAGUUUUCCAAAAGCGAAGCAACCUGGAGGGCUUCUGAAAGACUUGAUAGAUGGUAAGAGACCGGGCCUUGAAAUAAAAACGUCGCAGGACCCAUCCGCCCAUGGAAUUUUAGCUAAUAAACAUACACCAGAGUUGGCUAGGCGUAAAGUUCCUAUACCUGCCUCCAGUGAUUUGGUGGGUAUGAGGAUUGCAGCCAACACUCCUGUAAGUCAAUCCCCUAAGAAAGUAACGAAGCCUGACAAAUCUAGAAAUGGUGUAGUCAGCUCCACAACUAAACUAGACAGCAGAAUGAAUGGAGUCACGUUUGGAUCUAAUAAUUUAAACUUAAAUCCCAUUACCAAGCCAACAAAAAAGGAGACGGUGAAGAAAACCACUCAACCCACGAAAAGAACAAAUCGAAAGUCAUCAGCGUGUAUUGCCAAUAGUAAAAACCUCACUUGGUCUAAAGCUAAUAAUUUAAAACAAGUGCAACUUCAACAGCAAAAUUGUACAAACAUUACUUCGAACUCCAGUAAUAAAAAUGGACCAGGUGAGGCAAGUCCUGCCCCGAAGAUGAACAUCCAAAAUGGCGUUCGGCAGAAUACAAUGAUGAAUGGUAACUUCACCAAUCUCAAUGCCCCUGUUACAAGUUAUCAAAACUGUCAUCAAAUUAACAUACCACAACCUUGUAACGGAACUGUAAAUCCUAACAACUUAACAUCAUUUGUUGCCGUUCCACAAAAUAUGAUGCUUACUGCGUUAAGGAUACCUCAGAACGGUUUAUCGGCACAAACACUGGGACAGCAAAAUAAUAUGGCAGCUUUCAACCGACCCAAUGUAAACGUCUCGAGCCCGACUAAACUAAACGGUCAGUUCGUUUUUCCACUCGUGCAGAACAUAAACGGAACGGUUGUUCAAAUACCAAAUCUAAUGACUAAGAUGCCUAACUUUAUGCUUCCUCAAACUCCACAGUUGACGACACAGAGACAGGACCAUUUACAAAACCAACAAGCGGCAUCGAUUCUCAUAAACGGUACUCUUUUGAAACUGGCUAACACUAUGACUUCGACAUAUCCGAAUGUAAACAAAAGUGAGCCGGUGACAAGUCAGCCAAUUCCAGUUAUGAAUAAAAACGUCACAGGAAUGCAAGCUGUCGGCAUGACAGUUCAAUCGAAACAGAAUUACGCUGUUAACUUUAGCCACCCCGUUCUUGUGCCGCAGCCUGGUUUUAUUGUCACAUCGGUGCCAAAUAUAAACGUGAAGGAAACGUGGAGUUAUACGAAUACGAAUACGGUGUCGUCCUCACAAACGACGUAUUCGAGUCAUUUAGUUCACCAUCCGCCGCCCAUCGUGCCGAACUAUACCACGGCCCAGGCGCUUCACACGAGUAGUAUACCCAUCGCACCAGUCAAACCACCGGACAACCCAAUUCAGGGCACAGAUCCACCCAGCAGCACUGUGAAGGAGCACGACCUAAUUGAGAUGACGCCCUCAAAGUGUGAUAUUCCGUGGCUGUCUAAAACGGUAAACAAUAACAUCUUCCCGUUACAACCAAAUAAAAAGAAUACGCGACCAUUUGCGGAAAUUAGUAGUAGUAUAUCGGAAAAGCUUGAAGAGUUAGCUACUAAGAAAGCGAAACACGAAGUCAAGGAGGAGAAAGAGGAAGAGUCGAGAGUGGACACGAGUAUUGAACUUCGAAAGAUCGAAGAGGUCGCCAGGCGGGAGGAAACACUGUUUACGCAGAUCACUGUUCUCAAAGACGUUUCGUCUGACGUCCACAAUACAUUGAUAGAAGCAAAUUUCUGUAGUACAACAACGGAGUCAGAGUCGGGUAUAGGGACGGACAAGUCUAUAGACUCGCCGAGUGACUCUCAAACUAGUAAAGAAUGUGAUGAAGAUUCGUCGUUGUCGUUGAGUAUAAGCGUGAGUUCUGUGGAGGCGCCGAGUCAGAAGAGUCCUAUUCUAAAGCAGCCGAAGACGCUGCGGUUUCCUCCGAAGAGUUUAACGAAGCCGAGCAGUGACAAGCGCACGUCCAGUACGGAUACAACGUCUACGGUCACCGUGUGUCUUUGGGAGAACUGCAAGCGGGAGUUCGACGGAGAUCCUGAUCUCUUGGAACAUUUGCAGAGCGUGCACGUAGAAACGCAAGCCGGCAAAGAGAACUACGUGUGCCUUUGGGAGCAGUGCAAGGUGCGAGGCAAGCCGUCAUGUUCCCGACUGUGGCUGGAGCGACAUACAUUGUCGCACGGCGGGAACAAACCUUUCAAAUGCAUCGUCGACGGCUGCGAGAGGCGCUUUUCCACUCAGACGUUAUUGGAGCGACACGUGAACAACCAUUUCAAUGAGGCGUCGCCCAACGCUGGCUCCGGGAAGAAAUCUGCCGAAGGCUCCGUCAAACUCAUUCGCAGAAACGGCAAGAAGCUGCGGUAUAGAAGACAACCAUGGUCUGCGCGCAUGUUCGACUUCUUCGACGCGGGCAUGAUGGAGGGUCUAGCGUGGCGACUGCUGCGGGCCACACGCUGGCGUCUGCGCGGCGCCUGCCCGCUGCGCGAGCCGCCCGGCCGACACACGCUGACCCUCCGAGCUUCACUCACGGCCACGCGGUGGAACGCCACGGAGCGGACUACAGAGGCGCUUGUGACAUAUUACCCGCCUCAUGUGCUGGAGGACGAGUGGGUGGCUGCGAGCGAGGUGCAGCGCGUGAAGCGCGUGGAGAUCGCCGCGCUGCCCGCCGCCGCCAAGGUGGCGCUGUACGAGCACUUCUGCCUCUCCUACCGCGGCCCCGCGCCGCCCGCGCCCGCCGCCUGCCCCGCGCCGCCCGCCCGCGCCCCGCGGCGCUGCGGCUCCGCGCGCAUGCUGGCGCAGCUGCUCCGCAAGCGCCGCGCCGCGCCCGCGCCGCUGCAGCCCGCCUGCCCGCCCGAGCCCGACAGCGUCGAGCCCGCCGAGCCCGAGCGGCCCAGCGGCGCCAAGAAACGCAAGAUGGGGCGACGCUACGGAGGCAACUCCUUCUGGCCCUGCGGACGAUAAACCCUCACGCACACGCAUCGUAUCGCAAGCGUACUCGAAACACUCUUCGUAUUGGAAACAUUGUUCAAAAUGUACGUGUAGGUCUCCGUCGGAGUGCGGUACGCUUCCGGUACGCGCCGUGUGCGGGGGCUAGCUGAGCGAUCCCGGCGCCACACUGCACUAGACAUGUUAUAUUGUAACUGCGGACCGACGGACGCUUCGGAACAUUGAGAUGAGUGAACGAUAGGAAAAUGAUGUAGAUGAAUUUAAUUUUAUGCGAAUGAAGAUAUGAAUUUGUUUAUGUGUGAUUAAUGGCAUUUUUAAUACAUUUUUACAUUCAAUAUCUUGUUUCCAAAGUGUCCGCCGGCCCGUAAACGUUAGUUGAAUGUAUGAAGUUAGUUCGAUCGCUUGGAUAUAUCAGCGGUGUGGCACCGAGCGAGACAGAUGUUGAUUCGCCGAUUGGCCGACGAUAUCCGUUAGGAAAAUUCUCGCCAAAGAUUGUUGGAGCCGCGUCGCGGUUUAGACUGCUACGGCAGAAAGUUAAAUUUUAUUCACAAGACUGAUGCUUUUUUAUAAUGAUAUUGAACGGUCGAAAUAUCGAGCCUUAACGCGUCCGUUCAUCGAUGUGGAGAGCGCGGCGCGAACAAACGUGUACAUAGUUAGUCGGAAGUGUAUAGUAAGUUCGUAUUCGAUGUAAGAUAGGCAUAGAUAAGACGUUAGUCUGAUAGCGUAAGUUAGCUUAAGAACGACCAGCGAUGCACAUCACUGCCAUUGUACAUAGUAGAGUAGUCACGUCGCAUGUGACAAGGGCUGUAUCCCACUAUUUCUAUUGAAUUUCUAUCGGUAGAUAUACUAGGACAGGUUCUCCCACUAAUUUACUCUGCCUAGGCUUGGUAUAGUCUUCCAGUGUACCCGGAGUAGGGUCCCAGUCCCGGUACGAGUGUAGGAGUAGUGGGCAGCAGCCGCGCCAAGUGCCUGCGAGUGUCGUCACCAGUUCGUGUUCAGAGCCGCGUACUCAUAUCAACUCGCAGUUAGCGUACGACGAACAAUUUUGAUAAUCGACGUUUUAUUCACCUUGUUGAGUUUUAUGACUAAGAAUCAACAACUGUCUGUAGUCUAAUAAUGUCACUGCCAUUCAAAGUUGUGUACAACUAGAUACUGUUAGCAAUAAAACUUUUGUGAUAAGAUACUGAUAACCGAUGUUCGUUUCCACGCACAAGAUUAGCCGUAUUUUUGUGUGAUACAUAAAUAUACAUUAACAAUAGUGUAGCAGUGAUUUUUAAAUAUAUAGAGUAAAUUUCUAAUUCAAUUUAUGAGAGGAUUUGUUUGUUGAGGGGACACGCGUUGUGCAACCUGAGUGCUCUUACUGCAAGAGUUUUUAUAAACACCUUUUUUAACACACAAUCGACGAAGGAAGUAAUUCUGGAUACAUGAAUACAAUUUGAUAUUGGUACAACUUUUUGAUAAAUUAAAGAGUUGACUAGAAUAGGACGUUGGUAAAUAUACCAUAAAUACUUUUACAUACUUAGUAAAUCAGCUCAUUGUUAUUCCACAAAUGGUUAUUGGAAAGUAAGAAAGCUCGUGUUGCACAGACGUGGUGUACAGUGUAGAGGAUUUAGUAAAGCUAUUGUGAAAGUAAUAAUUAUUGUAGUGGCGAAUGUUUUUAGAUCAUUGAAAUAAGGAGCCUUGAAAUGUUCAAUAUUAAUAAUUUAUCGUAAGUUAUGGUUAUGUCCCCAUAACCAAUAGAAAAGCAAUGUUGCAUCGUGUUCUUAAUAAUAUUAAACUUAUUAAUAACGAGUAAGCGAUUUUUGUAAAAGAAACACCAAAUGAAAUGUAAAGUAAGAUCGCGUAAGAAAGCUUGUGGUAGUUUCCAAUGAUCUAAGCGCAUUUAUAGGCAAGUCCGAGGAAUAGACUCCGAAUGAUAUACAGUAAGUAGUCGCUCAUACAGUAAACAUGCCAAUGAUAACGUCAAUAGCUGGAUUAGUACAGUUUAGAUUAAACGAACUUUUUGGAUGCCCCUAUACAGAAGUUGUCAGAUUAUUACUGCCUUUUAGCCAUAAGGGAUUAUACAAGUGAAUAUAAAAUUGUGUUCUGUGCUCACACGAUCUCGCUAGUAUUUUUUAGUUAGUGCCUAUAGUUAAGUUAGGACGAAUUGUGUGAACGUGGUGUGACCUUAACUGUAUAAACACCAUAACGUAUUUUUCAAACUAUCGCUUAUCGUAAACUGGAACGGAGAUUUUAUUAGAUUCAUUUAGUAGUGUAAUUCGGCCCCUAGAGUAAUAAUGUGAAUUGAACGUGAAGUAUAAUGUUUGGGAGCCUGAGGCUUGAGGCGGUCGGGACGCGCCGGCCACAGACGAGUUUAGGAAAAUUUCUCUAGUAGUCAAGUUGGUGCCUGAUUGUUCGCGUGUUUAGGGGAUCGUAAUGCUAACAUAUUAUACAGUUUAGACUUCCUUUUGGAGCAUUUCCAACGUACUGAUUAUUUUUUUAAUAAAUUUAAAAAAUUAGAGUAAUUAUUUUUUCAGCACUGAUCGUAGUGCCAUAUUUUAUUGGCUCGCUUUUUAAUAAAUUAUUUUUAUAGUGAAAUUCGACACCAAAAUCAGAAAGACAAAAUUAGUUUUUUGUUCUAUCCGUGUAACAAUAUGGACUUGAAUAUUUGAUCUCAGAAAUCGACAGUGUAUCAGAUUAUGAUGAGAAUGCAUGAGAGGAUCCUACGAGUUGCGUGUCGAGUGUGCUUCUUAGAGAACAUGUUAAGUGUCGCUCAAUUUAAAUUUAUUUUACUUACGAGAACAAAGUUUGACACAUAUACAAACAUACAUUUUGGCCUAUCAAAAUGCUUGAGUACAAAUUUCGUUUCGCUAUAUUUACGACGCAAUGAAAUGUCUAGUGUUUGGCAAAUAAUCGGACUAAAAUUAAAUUAACGUUAGAGUAUUGUUAGUGGUUCAGAAUGUUAGUCAGAGAUGAUAUUUUGUGAAGACGAGCCUCUUCGGACGAGGUGAUGAAAUUAUAUCUAAAUACAUGAUAAUAAUGGUAAGCUCGAAAAGAUACAAUAUAUUUUUAUCACUGCCACCAUAGUCAUAGUCGUGUUGAUGUGACAGUUGAGUUCGGUUUUGCAUGUCCGUGCAGCGAGCGUCUGUUCACUUAUUGCUCAGCGAAUAUAGAAUUUUAGUUAAAACCGCGGGCUCACUCGCAUGCAAAAUCUUUUUGUUACGUGACAGAGUAUUCAACGGGGAACAAUGGUAGUCGUUGCCAAUUUUAUUUAAGCCCUAUAGUUUGACGAGCAUUAUGUUGUGUGGCGCGUCCACUGGAGUUAUGUGAAGGCGUGAAACACAUUACAGCCGUCUGCAGACGCGCUUGUACGACGAUGUAAAGUUCGCGGCGGGAUUAUAAAAACACCAUCUUCAAUCACAGCCGUGUCGUUGGAAAUUGUGGUUUUUAAUCCGUCUGCCGCACUCUCAAGGAAUGUAAAUAGUUAAGUAUUUAUUAUUAAGUAUUAUUCUGCAUAGUACUGUAAUUUGCUUCGCGCCUGGUUGGGCCUUGGGGAGGGAGGGCGGCGGGCCCGGGCUGGCUGGUCGGGCCGCAGUGUCAGGCCCGGGCCGGGGUCUCGGGCUCGCCGCGGGUAGUAUAGUGGUAAUGUUCGCGAGAUGUCUUUCAAACACGUUUCCUAUAUUAUGCGUUUAUUAUAUGAAUGUUCUCCUUUAUUGUAAAUGUUUGAAUACAAUAGUAACUAUGUGGAGCCUGUGUAUUCCAAAUAGUGUGCACUACUUAUUCAAUUUGUAGAUAUUUAAUUAUAUAUAGUAUAAAGUUUAAUGCGUUGUCUUAUUUGCUUAUACCCUAUGGUGAAAUCGGUGAAAUUAAUUAUAAUUUUGAACCCACGAGCUGAUGGGUAAUCUACCUCAAUUAAUUUAUCACACAUUUGGGCAUAAUAAUAGUGAAUGUUAAUUUAAAUUUGAAAUUUGUUCAAUGUAGUGAUUAUUAAGAUUUUUUUCAAAUAAAAUGGUUUGUCCACCUGUCACAAGUACUGUAUCUUAUAUUAAAUACAUAUUGUAUGAUUGAUAA